Molecule: messenger RNA, 1813 nt
Organism: Polistes dominula (European paper wasp)
Lineage: Eukaryota; Metazoa; Arthropoda; Insecta; Hymenoptera; Vespidae
Biological process (GO): neuron projection development
Cellular component (GO): cytosol
Source: RefSeq, a predicted model, not a curated record
UUAUUCGUUGUAUUAUAUUUCCGCAUCUGCAUUGCUUCAUUAAAAUUCUGCACUGCGAUUGACCUAAUUUUAUUUACUUCUAAGACCUAACCUUAAAAAAUUUGUUAUCAAGAAUGACAUACACUAGCGUGUAUACGAAAAAAAAACACACAUUUAACGCAUAGACACAUAUAUAUAUAUAUACAAUUAUUCACACGAAGGAUGGAUUUAAUGAUGGAUAAUAAUAAAGUGUUUAAUAUAUUAAAUACAAUCUUGGUUACUCGUCGUUGGAAUGAUUUAUACCAGAACCUUAAUCCUAUGGCUUUUGGUAUUACAAAACCUAAUCAAUUAUACAACGUUUUAGCAAAAGUUGCUGAGUUAAUUGUAAGUGAAAAUGAUAAUACACCUGAUAAGGUUACAAUUAUUCUGUUAAAAAGUUUGGGUAAUUCGUGCUUAAAUACGUAUAUUCAUGGUGAUUAUGAUAAAGAUAAUAACAAUGAUAAUGGAAAAUAUUGUAGAAAAUUGUAUGGUAAAUUAGCAGAAGAAUAUGCAUCUAAAUGUAAAGAAGAAUUGAAAGAAGAAAAGGAUACCAUUUUUCCAUACAACGGUGUAGCAGAAUGGGCAAUAGAUUAUAUUAUAAGAAACUACAAUAAUUCAUUGUCGACAGAAAGAAAAGAAAUAUUAAGAUUAUGUAUCCAAUUUUUAUGCAAUCUUUAUUCAUUCGCUUGCAACGAUAUUAAUUCGUUGCAUUGUAAAAGUAUAAAGAAUCAUUUCGUCAAUGCAACGUUUCAAAAUACUCUAAUAAAAUGUAUAUCAUUGGAAGAUACAACUAUAGUCAAAUCAGCUUGUAUGUUUGUACACAACGCAUUGAAAAUAUUUAACCGAGACAAUUUUAUAUGGGAUGAUAACAGUUAUGUGUGUUCUCAAUUGUUAACAAAAAUCACAGAUUUAGAGUGUGCCAAGGAAGCUUUGUUAUGUUUGUUCAAUCAAGCGAAUAUAUUUGAAAAGGUUUAUGAAGAUAUUACAAUGGAAGAUAAAUUGAAUUUACUUCAUAUAAUUCAUGAACAAGCUAAAGAUGUUAUUUAUAAAAAUAAGAAGAAAAAUGACACGGGAUUUACUUUUAAUCGUAAACUUAAUAAAUAUUUGUCUGAUCGUUUUUGCAAAAGGAGUGAUCUUAUAUUGAAAACAAAGGACACGUAUUUGGAUAAUAAUUUUGAACCUAUGGAAGUAGUUAUUCUCCUUGAUAUAUUGGGUGUACUUACAUCAGAAGCAACGGAUAUACUUUAUGCUAUUCAAGAAAAUAGAAGUCUUCUUAUAAAUUGUUGUUAUUUGUUGAAGUCAAUGCAUAUGUAUGCAAGAGAACCAAAUAAUUAUUUUAAACCUAUACAAAAUUUGAGUGAUGUUGCACCAGCAUCUACGCAAAAGGAAGAAAAUGAUUUGGAACGUCAUCCUGCUUAUGGUUUUAAAGCAGGUUUGAUAAGAGUUAUUGGAAAUAUGUCGUAUAAGAAUAAACAAUGUCAAGAUAUCAUUCGUGAAACGGAUACUAUUCCAUUGUUAUUUGAUUGUUGUAACAUUGAUGCUAGAAAUCCAUUAAUAAUGCAAUGGACGAUUUUAGCGGUUCGUAAUUUGUGCGAAGAUAAUGUAGAAAAUCAAAAAGUUAUUAGUACUUUUACAAAAGUUGGUGUUUUGGAAAAUAGUUUCUUAAAAGAAAAUGGAUUAACAUUGCAAGAAAAUGAGGAUGGAAGAACUCUUGGUAUUGUACCAUUAUCGGAAAAACGAUAAAUAUCAAUAAAAUUUUAUUAAAUUAUAUUAAUAUAUGUGUGUUUUUUUAUCU